Messenger RNA from Drosophila ficusphila, 2871 nucleotides. RefSeq names its product mucin-2. The transcript is spliced from 3 exons. Gene Ontology annotation, cellular component: extracellular region. Lineage: Eukaryota; Metazoa; Arthropoda; Insecta; Diptera; Drosophilidae. Gene Ontology annotation, molecular function: chitin binding. Bases 1 to 2871 code for a protein of 956 amino acids. The record is from RefSeq and is a predicted model, not a curated record.
AUGAGGAAUAUAUACGCUUUUGCCCUGCUGCUCAUUGCAGUCUCUGCAAACACCACCAGCGGUGCUAGCGUUUCCAGUCAGGGCCAACUCCUGUGCAAGAACAAGGCCAAUGGCAUUCGGGCCCUGGUGCCCGGCAGUUGCUCCAGGUUUUAUGAGUGUUACAACGGGGUGGCUACGGAAUACUCUUGUCCCAAGUUCUACGACUUCAGAAGCCGAAGCUGCGUAAACUACAACCCCGGUUGCACUGAGGGUGUUGUGGUUGCGCCAGUAGCCCAUCCUUCCGUCCGGGAUACCGCACAGCCGUGCAAGGGAGCCACCACCACGGCUCCACCUUGUCAAACCACCACUCCGCCCUGCGUCAAGCCCACCACCAAGCCUCCGUGCUCAGCCGCAACCACUGUGGCCCCAACAACGACGACAACCACUGAGGCACCAACCACAACGACAACCACAACAACUUGUGCCCCAACAACGACCACCACAACCACUGUGGCCCCGACAACAACGACUACCACUAAGGCUUCGACUACAACAACAACCACAACAACUUGUGCCCCAACCACGACCACCACAACCACUGUGGCCCCAACAACCACGACUACCACUGAGGCACCAACCACAACGACAACCACAACAACUUGUGCCCCAACAACGACCACCACAACCACUGUGGCCCCGACAACAACGACUACCACUGCGGCUUCAACUACAACAACAACCACAACAACUUGUGCCCCAACAACGACCACCACAACCACUGUGGCCCCAACAACCACGACCACCACUGAGGCACCAACCACAACGACAACCACAACAACUUGUGCCCCAACAACGACCACCACUACCACUGUGGCCCCAACAACCACGACUACCACUGAGGCACCAACCACAACGACAACCACAACAACUUGUUCCCCAACAACGACCACCACAACCACUGUGGCCCCGACAACAACGACUACCACUGAGGCUUCAACUACAACAACAACCACAACAACUUGUGCCCCAACAACGACCACCACAACCACUGUGGCCCCAACAACCACGACUACCACUGAGGCACCAACCACAACGACAACCACAACAACUUGUGCCCCAACAACAACCACCACAACCACUGUGGCCCCAACAACCACGACUACCACUGAGGCACCAACCACAACGACAACCACAACAACUUGUGCCCCAACCACGACCACCACUACCACUGUGGCCCCAACAACCACGACUAUCACUGAGACACCAACCACAACGACAACCACAACAACUUGUGCCCCAACAACGACCACCACAACCACAGUGGCCCCAACAACCACGACUACCACUAAGGCACCAACCACAACGACAACCACAACAACUUGUGCCCCAACAACGACUACAACAACUACUGUGUCCCCGACAACAACGACAACGACUGAGGCUCCAACUACAACCACAACCACAACAACUUGUGCCCCAACAACGACCUCCACAACCACUGUGGCCCCAACAACAACCACCACAACCACUGUGGUCCCAACAACAACGACUACCACCGAGGCUACAACUACAACAACGACUUGUACCCCAAAAACAACCACCACCACAACCACUGUGGCCCCAACAACCACGACUACUACAGAGGCUCCAACCACAACAACAACCACAACAACUUGUGCCCCAAUAAUCACCACCACAACCACCGUAGCCCCUACAACAACGACAACCACUGAGGCUCCAACCACAACAACGACUUGUACCCCAAAAAUAACCACCACCACAACCACUGUGGCCCCGACAACAUCAACAACGACUGAGGCUCCAACCACAAUAACAACCACAACAACUUGUGCCCCAAUAAUCACCACCACAACCACCGUGGCCCCAACAACAACGACUACCACUGAGGCUCCAACCACAACAACAACUUGUACCCCUAAAACAACGACUGUGGCCCCCAAAACAACAACAACCACUGAGGCUCCAACCACAACAACAACUUCUCCAACAACAACGACAACUACUGAGGCUCCAACCACAACAACGACUUGUACCCCAAAAAUAACCACCACCACAACCACUGAAGCUCCAACAACAACGACAACCACUGAGGCUCCAACCACAACAACGACUUGUACCCCAAAAAUAACCACCACUACAACCACUGAGGCUCCAACAACAACGACAACUACUGAGGCUCCAACCACAACAACAACUUGUACCCCAAAAAUAACCACCACCACAACCACUGAAGCUCCAACAACAACGACAACCACUGAGGCUCCAACCACAACAACGACUUGUACCCCAAAAGCAACGACAACUACAACCACUUGUGCACCAACAACAACGACAACCACAACAACUUGUGCCCCAACAACGACGACAACCACAACAACUUGUGCCCCAACAACAACCACAACAACUUGUGCACCAACAACAACGACAACCACAACGUCUUGUGCGCCAACGACAACCACAACAGCAUGUGGCCCAACAACUAAGACAACCACAACAUCCUGCCCUGACGCAGUGACAACAACCACUGUUUGCUCUGGUGAUGUAACAACAACCACUGUCUGUCCCACAGCCGCGAAGGCGGUGGCCGCCACUCACUCGAACCGCAAUCCCGUCCGCCGAAACCCCGUGCACCGUCUCCUUUGGGAAGUGGCUCAACUGGCGGGUUUCUCGUCCUCAGAAUCCAAGGUGCAGCUUAAGGUUUCCUGCUACGGCAAACCCGACGGAUUCAUGAUGGCUUCGCCCGAGCGGUGCAACGACUACUACAUCUGUCGCCACCAGCGCGCCUUGAAGGUCAGCUGCGGUGACCGGUACUUCAACGGACUGAAGGGCAUCUGCGAUCUCCCCGAAAACACCAGCUGUGUUCAGUCCUAA